Molecule: messenger RNA, 387 nt
Organism: Pocillopora meandrina
Lineage: Eukaryota; Metazoa; Cnidaria; Anthozoa; Scleractinia; Pocilloporidae
Source: the annotation of a GenBank genome assembly
AUGCACCAGUAUGCCACAACGAUGGAGUAUACCAAGAGAGAAAAAAUUGAGCCAAAAGAGAUUCAAGACAUCUUAGUUAAGAAACUGAAAGUAGGUGCUAAUUACAACAAAUUUAUCAAGAGUACACUUUACUCUCCGUCAGAUGUUUACUGCACAAUGACAAAAGAAAAUUUUGAUAACUUUGGAAUCAAACCAUUGAUAGCGAGUAUUCUUCCAAGAGCAGAGAAGCUUGCCAGCAUACCACUAGAGAAACAAAAACCUCUGAAGAUUAUAUUAUUAAUGAUUUUAGUUGUACUAAGUUCCUUGAACUACCUUUGGACUCUGCUGAAACCAGAUUUGACAACAGUGUUUCAACUGCUCCAACACAAAGACAGCAAUCUUCCUUAG